Molecule: messenger RNA, 1124 nt
Organism: Pyrus x bretschneideri (Chinese white pear)
Lineage: Eukaryota; Viridiplantae; Streptophyta; Magnoliopsida; Rosales; Rosaceae
Product: kinesin-like protein KIN-7N
Exons: 5
Coding region: 264-692 (142 amino acids)
Biological process (GO): microtubule-based movement
Molecular function (GO): microtubule motor activity; ATP binding; microtubule binding
Source: RefSeq, a predicted model, not a curated record
GUAAACUGAACGAAAUUCAAAUCCUGCUCCCCUCCAAAAAGCAUUUGGCCGCCUCCGGAAGUUGAACUCCAUCAGUCCCUCAAACUCUCGGAGAGAAACAACAUCGACGGCACCAAUGGAGAAGAUCUGCAUAGCGGUUCCAGUGAGGCCUCCGGUACCUCACAAUUCCUCCAACGGAACUCUCUGGAAGGUUGACGACAACCGCAUUUCGCUCCACGAGCCCCACGGCAAGCCGAUCUCCGGUAUCUCUUACGCUUUCGAUCAUGUGUUCGAUGAAGGUUGUACGAAUUCUAGGGUUUAUGAGCUACUCACCAAGGACAUUAUUCAUGCCGCAGUCGAAGGAUUCAAUGGAACUACGUUUGCUUAAUGGGCGGACUAGCAGUGGGAAGACUUUCACCAUAUUUGGUUCCGAAACAGAUCCAGGUAUCAUUCAUCAAGCCGUUAGAGAUCUUUUUGACAGAAUACAGAUGAUGUCGCACCGGGAGUUUCUGAUUCGAGUAUCCUACAUGGAAUUGUACAAUGAGGAAAUUAACGACCUUUUUGCAGUAGAGAAUCAGAAAUUCCAGAUUCAUGAGAGUUUGGAGCGUGGCGUAUUUGUUGCUGGCCUCAGGGAGGAAAUUGUCAGUAAUGCUGAACAGGUGUUGAAGCUCAUUGAAUCUGGAGAAGAUUUGCACUUUGAAACCAAAACUUGAAGAACACGGUUUUCUGUUCUUGUGUGCUCCUUCAGUUGAAUGUUUGUCAUUAACCUGUCUCUGGCAAAAUGUUUCCUACAGUUAAUAGGCACUUUGGAGAAACGAACAUGAAUUCUCGGAGUAGUAGAUCUCACACAAUAUUCAGAACCAAUUCAAGACAUCAGUUCAUAAAUGAAAACAACGAAUUACAUGCCACUCCUAUAAAAAAUUACACUGGCUCGAAUUUUGAGAUGAUUCAGAUACCUUUUUGUGCAAGGAAUCUCUUUCUUCUUUCAAAAGCCGAAACUCAGCUCAAAUAAAUGGAAUUUAAUUUGGUAGAAUUGGUUUUGUUGCACUUAUAUUUAGAAUAGGAAUGUGAUUAUGUAAAUCCAAGCAGAUAUAGGAAUGUAUCUUAUAUUCCUAUUAGGAGUUGAUUACCUAUUAAAUAUUAUA